Vanderwaltozyma polyspora DSM 70294 is the source of this 942-nucleotide messenger RNA. RefSeq names its product aldo-keto reductase superfamily protein. Bases 1 to 942 code for a protein of 313 amino acids. Gene Ontology annotation, molecular function: oxidoreductase activity, acting on NAD(P)H as acceptor. The record is from RefSeq and is a predicted model, not a curated record. The transcript has a single exon. Lineage: Eukaryota; Fungi; Ascomycota; Saccharomycetes; Saccharomycetales; Saccharomycetaceae.
AUGUCAUUAACUCAAAAAUUUUUCGAUUUGAAUAAUGGUAACCAGAUACCUUCUAUUUCAAUUAUAGGUACAGGUACCAGAUGGUUUAAACGUCCCGGUUCUGAACAUACAUUUUCUGAUGAACUGGUGGAGCAAAUCAAGUAUGCCUUAUCUCUACCAGGUAUUAUUCAUAUAGAUGCUGCUGAAUGUUAUGGCACAUACCCAGAACUUGCUAAAGCUUUAAAAGAAUCUUCAAAACCUAGGAGUGAAAUAUUUAUUACUGAUAAGUACUCUACGCAAACUAAGUUUACUAAUGAUCCAAUUGAAGGUUUGAAUACUGGAUUGAAAACUCUGGGUUUGGAUUAUGUGGAUCUUUAUUUAAUACAUUCUCCAUUUUUUGAUCCUGAGUUUAAAGGUUCUCUAACAUUGGAAAAAGUCUGGAAAGAUAUGGAGACUUUAUAUAAGGAAGGUAAAGCUAAAAGCAUUGGUGUUUCAAAUUUUUCAGUUAAAAAUAUAGAAGAAAUAUUAAAAAUUGCUGGCAUUAAACCACAAGUUAAUCAAAUAGAAUUCAAUGCAUUUUUGCAGAAUCAAACUCCGGGAAUAGUUAAUUACUGUCAAAAGAAUAAUAUUCAAUUGGAAGCUUACUCUCCAUUAGGUCCAUUGCAAAAAAGACCUGAAAAUUCCAAUGAAUUACCCUUCUACAAUUACAUUGACGAACUUGCAAGCAAGUAUGGCAAAACUGAUUCUCAGAUUCUAUUGAAUUGGGUUUACAACCGUGGUAUUUUACCAAUUACCACAUCUUCAAAGACUCAAAGGAUUAUUGAUGCCCAAAAUAUUUUCAGUUUUAAUCUAACUAAGGAUGAGGUCGACACUCUAACUAAAUUAGGGUUAGAACAGCCUGCUUUAAGAAUAUAUUGGACUAAUUUUUAUGACAAAUAUAAUUCUGAGGCACAAGCUUCAUAA